This is a messenger RNA of Glycine soja, 1439 nucleotides long. RefSeq names its product ethylene-responsive transcription factor TINY-like. The record is from RefSeq and is a predicted model, not a curated record. Lineage: Eukaryota; Viridiplantae; Streptophyta; Magnoliopsida; Fabales; Fabaceae. The transcript has a single exon. Gene Ontology annotation, molecular function: DNA binding; DNA-binding transcription factor activity. Gene Ontology annotation, biological process: regulation of DNA-templated transcription. The coding region runs from base 324 to 1076 and encodes 250 amino acids.
AAAUCUUUUUCUUCUUCCAACAAUGAACACUUGUUUCCAUCAAAUUCAAACCUUCAUUUAUAAUAUUACAAAAGACUAGCUUUUCUGUUAGACUCGACUCUUGUUAAUUACCACUAUCUUCAUCUACAACGUUGUGAGAGACUCACUUAUUCUCCUAGACUCAACUUGGGUCGAUUAGCUCAAUCUUAAUUCAAAACGUUGUGAGAGAUAGUUUAUUCUCCCGGACUCAUAACUUUAGUUCAGUUGAUUGUCUCAAUAUUUGAUGUCUUGCUUGUUUACACUCCUAAACAUUUCAACCAUAGUUUAUUCUCCCACGACUAUAUAUGUCACUGCAUCGCGAUCGCAAUUGGAAACCUCUUACAAUGAGAGUUUCAGCCCAGAAUUCCACCUCAUUCUUACCUUCAUCACCGUCUUCGUCGUCGCCACCACUGUCGUCCGAAUCCAAGACAGAGAAACGCAACCGCGAGUCGAACAAUCACCCGGUGUACCGAGGGGUGCGGAUGCGGAACUGGGGGAAAUGGGUGUCCGAAAUCCGCGAGCCGCGCAAGAAGUCACGCAUAUGGCUGGGUACAUUCCCCACGCCGGAAAUGGCGGCGAGGGCACAUGACGUGGCAGCCCUCGGUAUAAAGGGGAAUAACGCCAUUCUCAACUUUCCUGAACUCGCGGCCUUACUCCCCCGUCCAGUGUCCUUAGCCUCCCGCGACGUGCAGGCUGCUGCAGCCAAGGCGGCUCACAUGGACCUGCCUUCUUCGUCUUCUUCCAUUUCAUUGUCUUUGGGUUCAACUACUCCGUCUUCGUCAUCUUCAUCUCUAUCCUCCUUAGCUUCCACCGCGGACUUGUUGUUGUUGUCCACUGCCUCAGAGGAACUGAGCGAGAUCAUCGAGUUGCCGAGGCUGGAAACAACGAGUUACGAGCUGGGGAACGAGUUUGUGUUCAUGGACUCGCAGGACACGUGGAUGUAUCAGCCACCGAUACCGUGGUUACAUACUACAUACGACGGUUCUGAUGCAAAUGAGUUUGCAGUGCCAGAGAGUCGGGUUAUGACUAAUUUUGAGGGUUUUCUGUGGGACUACUGAGAUUUCUUUUCUUUUCUUUUAUCUGUUUCUGUUUUUUUUUUUUUUUGGAUGCUUUCGUGAUUUGACAAAAUUUAAGUGGAGUAUUUCCAAGUGUUUUGGUGCUUGUUUUUAAUUAAAAUUGGAGUUUUAUCAUAAAGGAUCAUUAGUGAUGAAACUCUAAAUUUUGAUUAUAAGAUUGAUUACGUCAAAACUACUGCAUAAAAUGCUUUGCCUAAAUUUUGUUCAUGUUAUUACGUUCUUUAUUUAUGAUGUAACUUACUGCUGUUUUUUCUCUCUCUUUUUUUCUUCUUCUUAAUUUGGCUUUGUAUUCUAAGCCCUUUGUGGUUUUUUGUUGAGGGGUUCGGCAUGGCUUUCUUUGUUUGA